CUGGCAACGGCUGCCAAAUAUUUGACAAACUAGCAAUCGUUUGCUAGUCGGCAAGGAGUAUUAAGAAUACAACGAUAAAAUAUACAUUUCAGCCACGCUUGAGCCUCUUGGGUUUAUGCUAAGAAUUUAGGUUUCCGUGUAAACAAGAUGUCAACUCCAGCAAGACGACGUUUAAUGAGAGAUUUUAAACGGCUGCAAGAAGAUCCUCCUGCUGGAGUUAGCGGGGCCCCAUCAGAAAACAAUAUCAUGGUUUGGAACGCGGUCAUUUUUGGACCGGAGGGAACGCCUUUUGAAGAUGGUACCUUCAAACUUACCAUUGAAUUCACAGAGGAGUAUCCAAAUAAACCUCCAACAGUGCGUUUUGUCUCCAAAAUGUUUCAUCCUAAUGUAUAUGCAGAUGGCAGCAUAUGCUUAGAUAUACUUCAGAAUCGUUGGAGUCCAACCUAUGACGUCUCUUCUAUCUUAACUUCAAUACAGUCUUUACUGGAUGAGCCAAACCCAAACAGUCCAGCCAACAGCCAAGCAGCCCAGCUGUACCAGGAAAACAAGCGUGAAUACGAGAAGAGGGUUUCUGCUAUUGUUGAACAGAGUUGGCGUGACUGUUGACCCCUGUUAUCGCUCAAGUAUGAAAUGUCCAGCCCAGAAUCAAGAAACCACCAAUCAUGAAAAAAAAAAAAACCUGAUCAUAUAUCACAAAACACAUCUUUAAAAAAAAAACCUUCUCAGUAUAUUUGUCCCAUAACUGUUGCUAAGUUUGUAUGCUGUUGUGUGUUGGCAUUCACUCCUGCCGGAUGCUAUUGUUGGGCAAAAGCGUAUGUUUGUUGAAAGUUAAUGUACCUUGUUAUACCUGGGUUACUUGCAACAUGCCCCAACUAUUUCUUUUUCAGGAAGGCAUUAGACAGUCUAAGUUGUCACUUUACUAAUUUUGAAUUUCUACAUAAUACAGACAGUUAAUUAGAUGUGCUUGCUGUGUGGUUUGCUGUGUAGAUACCAACAGUUCAUAUCUAGGAAAAAAAAAGUUUUCCCUGUUUCAGUGGCCUCGCUUCUUUUGGUUUUCUUUUUGCCUUUUGGAAGCCUUUUAGAGGGAUAAACGUUUAACCUGGCAUGGUUCUCCAUCCCUCUGACAAGUUAAAACUCAACAGAUGCCUUUGGGAGUCCUUCUCUCAACUGUACCUGUAAAUCCAUGCCUUUAUUUUAAAGUGUUUCUAGAUAUUGGUGAGAAUAUAUUUGUCCUUUUUUUUCAACAGUGAAACAACAGUACCCUCUCUGGGCACUUCUGCUUGUUUCAGUUACAGUUUCAUACUGGUGACAUAAGGCGGUGUGAGGUGUUUCUAUGCUAUUUUACAAUCUUGUAAAUCAGCUUUCAUUAUUGGCUGAUUAUCUUUAAACAGGAUGUGUCUUUCAAAUUAUAAAACUUUGCACUGGUAACCCAUGUAACAAAAUGUACAUUUUCUUGUAAAUAAAAUAAAUAUACAUCA
Molecule: messenger RNA, 1478 nt
Organism: Cheilinus undulatus (humphead wrasse)
Lineage: Eukaryota; Metazoa; Chordata; Actinopteri; Labriformes; Labridae
Product: ubiquitin-conjugating enzyme E2 A
Exons: 6
Coding region: 148-606 (152 amino acids)
Biological process (GO): proteasome-mediated ubiquitin-dependent protein catabolic process; DNA repair; protein polyubiquitination
Cellular component (GO): HULC complex
Molecular function (GO): ubiquitin conjugating enzyme activity
Source: RefSeq, a predicted model, not a curated record